Messenger RNA from Aspergillus sclerotioniger CBS 115572, 283 nucleotides. RefSeq lists its product as uncharacterized. The record is from RefSeq and is a predicted model, not a curated record. Lineage: Eukaryota; Fungi; Ascomycota; Eurotiomycetes; Eurotiales; Aspergillaceae. The transcript has a single exon. Bases 72 to 227 code for a protein of 51 amino acids.
GGCAGAUCUAUGAAACAUCGGACCAUGAUUUAACUUGCCGAACUAAUGCAGAAACAGCAUGACCCUGAUCUAUGAUAUUAAGGGAAGCCACACACUUCUGCUAUAUAUUGCUGAUGUCCGCGACGGCCUCUGGAGUAUGCGCAUGUGCAUCGCCUAAUAAUGAUGACUCGGUUAGCCCCCUAAAGGCUGAUAGAUGGCUGGGGCGGGAACUAUGGCCAUUCGGCUAAGGCAAAUCUUCAGAGGCGAUGCAGCGUUAUUAAGUACCAAAAGCAUGCGGGUCUCC